AUGGCUGCUUCACAAUCACAAAUUAACUUCAGAUCCAUUAGCCUUCCUUCAAGGCUACACCCCAUAAACUCCACAGAAUUUGAAUCCAAGCUACAAAAGCUCAACUCUUGCACUUCCAAAAAUGCCCCCAUCACCUCAGAGACCAUUCGAUCCGGCCUUUUGGGCCUUGCCGAACUUUACAACUCGAUCGACAAACUCACACAACAAAACAAAGAUCCAAAAUCGAUACACUACUCGCUAGAAAGCUCGGUUCACUUGCUCGAUUCUUGCAACACCAUUAGAGAGUUGGUUCAAAUGAUUCGAGAAAGCACACGAGCCCUCCAAUCUGCAUUGCGCCGCAAGGGUCUUGUGGGUCCCGUCAUGCAAGACGACGUAAAUUCGUAUUUUUGUUCAAGAAAGAAGAUGAACAAGUGCAUAGACAAGGGCCUCAAGGCACUCAAGAGUUUGGAAAAUAAAAACGGAUCAAAUGAUGUGUCGAUGAGCGAUUGGGCGACGAUCAACGUCUUCAAGAGCACUUUGGUUUUCUUGUCAAUGCCGGCGGGAAAAUCGUGCGGCUGGAAUUUGAUCUCCAGGCUGAUGAUUGCAAAAUCUAUGGACAGGGAAAAUAACCUAGGUGUUAUUAGUGAGGUUGGGUUAGUAGAUAGUGUGUUGUGUGGGCUUAGAAAUGGGGAUUCGAAGGCUAUUGAUGUGAAAAUGGUGCAGAAGAGUUUACAAUAUCUUGAUGAUUGUGUUGAAGGGAUUGAGGCAGCUCUGGAGAGAUUCAAAAUGGCAACCCAACCAAACCAUUUUCGGUCUAUCAGCUUCCCUUCAAGAUCAUCAAAAUCCAAGAAUUUUCAAUCCCACAUACAAAACCUCAAAUCUCUUGAAACUAACCUUAACUCGGAAGCCAUUCAGUCUGCACUUCUAGACCUUGCCGAAUUACACAACUCCGUACAAGAAGCACUUGCCCAAUCUCAAAAUUCCCAAAAAACAAUUAUUUUUCACCAAAACACAAACUCCUCGAUCGAACAAUCUCUUUCGGCCUCAGUCGAUUUUCUCGACGUUUGCAGCAGCAUUCGGGACCUCACGCAGAUGAUUAGAGAAAACGUUCAGGCCCUUCAAUCUGCUAUACGAAGGAAGGGACUCGAUUUUUCCAACAUCGAAAACGAGAUGAAUUCAUAUUCCUCUUUUAGAAAGAGGGCUAACAAAUUCGCGGCGAAAACUAUUAAACCACUUAAGAAUAUGGAAAACAAGAACGGGUCGAAUCUUUCUUCCCCAGUUGAUGAAAACGGCAGUUUCGCUGGGGCUUUAAGUGAAUUGAGUGGCCUGACGAUAGCAAUUUUGAAGAGCACUCUGGUUUUCUUGUCCUGUCCAGCUGGCAAAUCCGGCGGCUGGAAUUUGAUUUCCAGGCUCGUGGACAGGGAUUAUAGUCAUAAUAAUCGUGGUUUUAUUAGCGAGGUUAGGCGUGUAGAUUCAUUGUUGAGUGCGGUUAGAAGUGGAGAUUCUAAGAUCUUUGACGUGAAUAUGGUGCUUAUGAGUUUACAAAAUCUUGAUGAAUGUGUGGAGGGGAUUGAGGCAGGGAUGCAGAGAUUGUUUAGGCAAUUGUUGCAAAAUAGGGUCACACUUCUUAAUUUUGUUACCGAUCAUUGA
Striga asiatica is the source of this 1629-nucleotide messenger RNA. NCBI's taxonomy places the organism in Eukaryota, Viridiplantae, Streptophyta, Magnoliopsida, Lamiales, Orobanchaceae. The record is from the annotation of a GenBank genome assembly.